UUUAUACACACGAUGAUGAAUCGUCGUUCAUUGUGUUCUGAUCGGUAGUCGCACUCGUGCAUGUUUAUUUUACGAAUAAGGUAUCUAUAGUUGUGCAGUGUAAUAACGACAACGUGAAGAUGAUUUCCUUUUUUGAAUUCAUAAUUUUGUUUAACGUAUUUAUCGCUACGAUCUCGGCUUCAGAUGCAUAUAUUCCAGACGCGUCGUUAAGUGUGCCAAAAAUAAUUAAACGCCACGGUUAUCCAUCUGAAACUCAUAUAUUGGAUACAAAGGAUGGAUAUCUAUUGGAAGUUCAUAGGAUACCGCACGGAAAAAUUACUAAACAGUUCAGAAACUUCCCAGUGUUUUUACAACACGGAAUUGUUGCUAGUUCUGCCGACUGGAUAAUCAACGGGCCCGCGAAAGCAUUGGCUUAUCAACUAGCGGAUAAUGGUUUCGACGUGUGGUUAGGAAAUUCAAGAGGAAACACGUAUUCUCGUACUCACAAAAGUCUCAGUCCAGAUAAUGAAGAAUUUUGGAAUUUUAGUUUUCACGAAAUGGGUAUCUAUGAUUUGCCGGCUACCAUUGACUACAUCCUAGAACGCACGAACCGAAGUCAAUUAUACUACAUCGGUCAUUCAAUGGGAUCUUGUAUGUUUUUUGUUAUGUGCUCUGUGCGCCCUGAAUAUAAUUAUAAAAUACGAGCACAAAUAAGUUUAGCUCCUGUAGCUUACGUUCAUCACAUGACUUCUGUUUUAAAUAGUUUAGUUCCGUAUGCAAACCAAAUACAAAAAGCUUCAAAUUGGGUUUCAAAAGGUGCGUUUUUACCGCAAAAUGCUGCCAGUAAAUUAGUGAAUAAAUAUUUGUGUGGUGACGACGCUAUGAAUUCGGCGUUAUGUAAAAAGUAUAUCGUUUAUAAAAUGUUUGGGGAAGAUUCUGUUCAAUUUGAUAUGACCUUACUUCCCAUAAUAUUGGGUCACAAUCCAGCUGGAACAUCAGUGAAAACUUUACUUCAUUUUGCACAAGAAAUCACUACAAAAAACUUUCAACAAUUUGAUUUUGGAAUAGAAAAAAACUUUGAAGUUUAUAAUUGCUCACAUCCGCCAAAAUACAAUUUGAGUAAUGUAAUAGCUCCCAUAGCAUUUUAUUAUGCUAAAAAUGAUAUACUAGCAGAUCCUAUAGAUGUGGUGGAGUUGUAUUCUCGUUUACCAAAUAGAUUAGGGAUACACCUCAUAAAAUUUGAUCAAUUCAACCAUGUUGAUUUCCUGUACAGUAAAAAUGUUACUGAUAUGGUAUAUCAAAGUGUAAUGAAUACAAUAUUUAAAGCUGAAUUUCUUGAUUGGAUACCAGAGUUUGAUAAUACAACUGCAUUCAAUUCCUCAAGUGAUUAUAUUCAAUGUUAUGACGAAAGAAGUGCAAGGAAAACAAAGAAUGGUUUUUGGCAUAAAAUUACUUCAUUUAUAAAAAGGAAAGAACUACAUCCAAUCAAAAGUUCUAUCGCAGAAAAUUAUGAAGAAAAUGUUAGAUCUAGGCACACAAUUAAAUUGGCUUGGAACGAAACACACUAUGAAAAAUAAUCUUAAUAUUUAUAAACAAUUAACAUGUAAUUUUUUUUUAUUAUUGAAAAUUAAUUGUCUUUUUUUAAAUGAAUUAAAAAUACAGAAAUUGUGUAA
Messenger RNA from Rhopalosiphum maidis (corn leaf aphid), 1652 nucleotides. Its product is annotated as gastric triacylglycerol lipase-like. The coding region runs from base 120 to 1556 and encodes 478 amino acids. Lineage: Eukaryota; Metazoa; Arthropoda; Insecta; Hemiptera; Aphididae. The transcript is spliced from 8 exons. Gene Ontology annotation, biological process: lipid metabolic process. The record is from RefSeq and is a predicted model, not a curated record.